Danio aesculapii is the source of this 2005-nucleotide messenger RNA. It is a transcript of the gene pthlha, whose product is annotated as parathyroid hormone-like hormone a. The transcript is spliced from 5 exons. Gene Ontology annotation, cellular component: extracellular region. Gene Ontology annotation, biological process: regulation of chondrocyte differentiation; osteoblast development; bone mineralization. The coding region runs from base 207 to 803 and encodes 198 amino acids. Gene Ontology annotation, molecular function: peptide hormone receptor binding; hormone activity. The record is from RefSeq and is a predicted model, not a curated record. NCBI's taxonomy places the organism in Eukaryota, Metazoa, Chordata, Actinopteri, Cypriniformes, Danionidae.
AGCAUCUCUGUCGACACACGCUGAUCUCAGGACAGCAAACACACACACACACAGAGAGAGAGUUGUGACCGGCUCAAGAAAUAUCUGUAUGGAUUGUUAAAGAGACUUUGUGGACUGCGUCUGAUUCUUUACAUCUGGAAACUUUGAGGAGACUGGCGCUCUGUGUUUGGGGACAUCAUCAUCAUCACCAGCGCUGUCCAGUGAGGAUGAGGAUGUUGUGUUGCAGACGGGUUCUCCAGCAGUGGGUCUUUGCUCUGUUUUUACUGUGUUCUCCUGUCCCGCACCACGGCCGGCCCGUCGAUGCCCUCAGCAGCCGAAUGAAGCGUUCAGUGACCCACGCUCAGCUGAUGCAUGACAAAGGCCGAACGCUGCAGGAUUUUAAGCGGCGCAUGUGGCUGCAGGAGCUCCUGCAUGAGGUUCACACCGCAGAGAUCCGGGAGGCGCAGCAGCCCAGGGGCGGAGUCAGCAUAAGCAGUGGCGCAGGGGGUGGGGUCGGGGCUGGAGUCUCUAUCACACUGCCUGCGGGAGUGGGCGUGUCGACUGGAGCAGGCACCGCCCACCCCAAACCCGCUGGCGGCACCAAGAACCUGCCGAUGGGCUUCGGGCUGGAGGACGAGGAGGGCACAAACCUCCCGCAGGAGACCCACAAAUCCCAGAACUACAAGGAGAACAUGAUAAAGGGUAUGAGGAGGAAGAAGAAGGGGCGCACGGGGAAGAGGAGAGAAGGAGAAAAGAGGAAGAGAAGAGCUCGAUCACUGCAGGAGUUCAGCAGCGGCAUCCAUCUGCAGCCAUACAGCUGUUAAAACACUGUCAGACUCUGACGACGAUUGCGAGGACUUCAGAAAUGGACGCCUAAAUGCUCACGUCCACUGUAAAAGUGAGAGGAAAUAUUUAUUGCCUGUAAAUAAUCUCAAAGUGACGAAGACUAAUAUCGAUACUGCAUUAUUUCAGCUCCGCGGAGCCACAGAUUUGGAUCCUUGUGAAUACUUUGCUUUAUUUUUAGUUUGAUUUUCCUGUUUAUCCUUUUAUUUUAGGACUAUGCCUCUAUUACGCUGUCAGAAUUCCUGUAAUUUAUUUUGUUUGAAUGGUGUAUUUAUUUUGUAAAGGUAUCAAGGUGCUGCUGACCUUCUAUAUUUUUGUACUAUAAUGCACUUUAGAUAUAUAAAUCUAGAAAUAUAUAACAAGUCAUGUUGUUUAAUGGAUGUGUUUUGUGGUUGAGUUGAAUGAAGAAGACUGCAGAGUCACCCUGUUUAUCAGCUUUCACAUCUGUGUUUCUGUCACAAACCCUAGUGAGCUCCCUGUCUAGGCAGGGUCUGUGGAGAUGUUCACUAUUAAGGGUCCGCAUUGCAGAAAGGGCAGUGUUUGAGCUGUGUGUAAAAUGUGCAUCUAUUUAGAUUCAAGUUUUUACCAAAAAAAAUAAUAAAUCUGAUCAUUGAAACUUCUAUAUUUAUAUUCAAACUAUUUUUCAACCCAUAUUCAUAAUCAUAAAGUCAAAUAUGAACCAUAAACUCAUAUUUCUGUAUUCAAAGUUCUGCUAUUGUUUACCAACACAUUUAGUAUUGGGUUUUAUUUAAAUAAUCUUUUUUAAUGCAUUCAUUAAAUUCCGAUACUCUCUUUAAAAUGCAUGGUUGUUUUUUUAACCCAAUGUUGGGUCAAAUAUAGACAAACCCUCAACAUUUGGUUAAUAUUUUAAAUUUGAUACAUAUUUUCUGUUAAAAUCUCAUUUAAAUGAUGUUUUUUUUAACCAACAGUUUGAUUUUUCUUGUAUUUGACCCAACACUGGAUUUGUUCAGAUUUGACCUAACAUUGGCUUAAAACAACCCUGCAUUUUAUAGUGUGUACAACUGGAAUAAUGUUCAGAAGUGCAUUAUUAAACACACUGCAUGAUUUUGUCAGGUAUGAUGUGAACAUCUAUGUUGAUCCUGGAACAUCAUUUGUGUUGAAAACAUAAUCCAUACCUGUUCCCUACCCCUAAACCCAACCAUAACUGUAAGUUAUUCCCAAA